Molecule: messenger RNA, 1979 nt
Organism: Phyllotreta striolata
Lineage: Eukaryota; Metazoa; Arthropoda; Insecta; Coleoptera; Chrysomelidae
Source: the annotation of a GenBank genome assembly
CUGGCGAACGUUUCGGUUGAAUGUUACUCUACAAACACCAAACAUGUCUAAAACAAAUGAAUCGGGUAUUGAAAAUCCGACUUUUGUCUCUUCCACCGAAAAACUAGAAAACGGUACAACAGAAGAUAAAAAACUUAAUACUAAAGAAGAAGAAGACGAGUUGGAAAAGUCCACAUGGGGAAACAGCAUCGAAUUCCUCAUGUCCUGUGUAGCAAUGUCAGUAGGACUGGGAAACAUCUGGAGGUUUCCUAUUGUUGCCAACAAAAACGGCGGCGGUGCUUUUCUCAUACCCUACAUCAUCGUUUUAACCAUAAUAGGCAGGCCUAUGUACUAUCUAGAAAUGGUGUUAGGGCAAUUUUCUAGCAGAGGUUGCGGUAAAAUGUUCCAAAAGUUGAGUCCGGUAUUUAGAGGUAUCGGUAUUGGUCAGGUUUUUGCUUCCACUUGCGUAGCCUCUUACUAUUGUUCUCUCAUGGCGAUCACCUUUAUAUACUUAAUCAAUUCGUUCACUGACAAGUUUCCUUGGGAGAGUUGCAGGAACUCCUGGACAGAUUAUUUAAAUUCUAGGAACUUGACUUGUGUGGAUAAAGACACUACUGCAACUGGAAGUAACACCAUAAGUUCAUCAGAAAUGUAUUACAGGAGAGAAAUAUUAAAGGAAUUGGACGAUAUAACUGAUUACAUGGGUGCACCAGAUUGGAAACUAACGCUAACUCUUCUACUCGGAUGGUUCGUUACAUUUAUGAUAUCAGCCAAAGGAAUACGGAGCUCUGGAAAAGCUUCCUACUUCUUAGCCAUAUUUCCUUACAUUGUGAUGAUCGUUCUGCUGAUAAGAGCGUCUACUCUAGAAGGCGCUACUGACGGUAUGAUGUAUUUUAUCGAGACCGAUUGGUCGAAACUCCUAGAUGGUAAUGUUUGGUACGCAGCUGUAACACAAUGUUUCUUCUCACUAAACAUUGGUUUCGGUAAUAUUAUUACUCUGGCGUCUUUUAAUAAAUUUGAUCAUAAUAUUAGUCGGGAUGCUUUCAUUAUAACUACGCUGGAUACGUUCACUUCGCUUCUAUCUGGAGUAACGAUUUUUGGUAUAUUAGGAAACCUGGCAUACGAAUUAGGUGUUCCGCCUAAAGAUGUUCUAGCAGGCGGCGGUGGUGCCGGUUUGGCGUUCAUUUCUUACCCCGAAGCGCUUUCGAAGUUCACAUUUGCUCCAUGGUUGUUCGCAAUAGCGUUUUUCUUCAUGCUAUUCGUUUUGGGCGUUGGAAGUCUGGCUGCUUUGCACGCCAAUUUGAAUACUCUUAUCAAGGAGACGUUUCCCACGUUGCCUGAUUGGUUUGUAGCCGCAGUGACCGCAACUGGACUAUUUUUAUUCGGUUUGAUCUAUGUCACACCUGGUGGACAGUACACCUUGGACCUCGUGGACCACUUCGGUGGAACUUUCGUUAUAUUUGUAUGCGUUUGUUUAGAAGUAGCCGUAGUUUGUGGCCUAUACGGUGUGAACAAUGUGUGCGAUGAUUUGGAGUUUAUGACAAAGAAGAAGGUCAGCAUUUUUUGGAGGAUUUGUUGGACAUUCAUAGUUCCCAUUUUUCUGGCAGUAAUAUUCAUCUAUUUUCUCGUUUCUUUGACGCCGAUGACUUACGGAAUUUUUAAUUUGCGUUAUCCACUUGGAUUAGAAAUUUUAGGAUGGGGUAUUUUAGCUGUGACAGUAAUACAGAUAAUCUGUUGGGUAAUUUAUUAUCUCUACAUCAAUCGACAUGGUAGCUUCAAAGUGAUGAUUUCCAAUGCAUUUUCAACGAAAACUUGGGGACCUGCUGGACAAAAUAGAACACAAGAAUGGAAGAUUUUUAAGGAAAAUAAAACCAGAAGCUCGAAAUUAUCGAAAGGGCCAUGGAUAAUAAAGAAACUGAAAAUGUUCCUCGGAAGGUGAUUUCAGGUCCUGUAUACAUAAUUUUAUAAUUAAGGAAUAAAUUUAAUUUAUUAUUAAACAA